Molecule: messenger RNA, 1209 nt
Organism: Caenorhabditis elegans
Lineage: Eukaryota; Metazoa; Nematoda; Chromadorea; Rhabditida; Rhabditidae
Gene: C45E5.1
Product: Glycerol-3-phosphate phosphatase
Exons: 4
Coding region: 8-919 (303 amino acids)
Molecular function (GO): phosphatase activity
Source: RefSeq, marked reviewed
GAAUACAAUGCUUCCUCCAACAAUUACAAAAUCUCAGCUUUUAUCAAAUUUUGAUACAUUCGUUUUCGAUGCCGAUGGUGUUCUUUGGACUGGAGAUAUUCCGAUUCCUGGAGCUGCUGAAUGGAUUAAUACAUUACUUGAUGAUCCGGAAAAGAGUGUUUUUAUUACAACGAAUAAUUCGACAAAGACUUUGGAACAAUAUAUGAAAAAAGUCAAAAAAAUGCGAUUUGGUCGACUUGGAAGAGAGAACUUACUUAGUCCAACCAUCGUUCUAUGUGAUUAUUUCAAACAAAAUUCUGAUAAAUUUGAAAAUCAAUACAUUUAUCUCAUUGGAGUGGAGAAUUUAAAAAAAAGUUUGGAAGAAGGAGGCGGAGUUAAAUGCUUUGGAACUGGACCCGAUCAUAAGGAUAAUUAUACAGAUGGAGAUUUUAUUAAUGAAGUUGAUGUUAAAUCGAAAAUUCCAAAAGCAGUUGUUGUGAGCUUCGAUUCACAUUUCAGCUAUCCUAAACUGAUGAAAGCCGCCAAUUUUCUUGCGGAUCCAUUAGUCGAGUUCCUCGUUUGCAAUGAAGAUUCAACAUUCCCGGGACCUGUACCAGGAAUGAUUCUUCCUGAAACUGGACCCUGGUCGGCUGCUAUUCAAAAUGUUUCUGGUCGAAAACCGGAUAUUGUAUUCGGAAAACCACACGAACAAUUGGCAAACUUUUUGAAAUCGAGAGUUCAGGCAGGAAAAUUCAAUUCCGAGCGCACUGUCAUGUUUGGAGAUCGAUUGGAUACGGAUAUGAUGUUCGGGAAAAAUAAUGGGUUCACAACUGUUUGGAUGCAAACCGGAGUCAACACUCUAUUGGACAUUGAACUCGCUCGUAAAAACGGGGAAUCCACGAAAAUUCCAGAUUUUACAUGUAGAUUUUCAGAAUUCUAGAUUUUUACAAUAACAUAACUAGGUAAAAGGAUGUUUUUAUAUCUCUCCUGAGCCAAACAGCAUAUUAGCAUUUAGGAGUGUGCUCACCAGAUAAAUUUAUUCCGUGAAACUGCAAAUGUUUUUCAAAACCUCGAGUUUUGAAGUAAUCUUCCUGUUAUAUUUUUUCUUGAAAUACGCGGCAUUUAUCCUCAUUGAUUUUUUUAAAGUUUUAUGUCUAACUGUGCCAUCUACAAAAGAAUGUAAAACCGUACGUGUUUAAUUUUGUAGUCAAUAAAAAUGGGAUUUCACUG